Hyaloperonospora brassicae is the source of this 1455-nucleotide messenger RNA. NCBI's taxonomy places the organism in Eukaryota, Oomycota, Peronosporomycetes, Peronosporales, Peronosporaceae. The record is from the annotation of a GenBank genome assembly.
AUGACGACGCUCACGUUGACCUACAAAGGCCAGACGCACUGUCUGUCCUUCUCCGAUACACCGCAACCGACAAUCGCUGAUCUGCAACUACAGAUUGAGCGCAUUACGGGUGUGCGGUGUGACGCACAGCGAUUGUUCCAGGAGCGACGACGCAUCGAUUGUAGUAAUGGCUCGAGCCUAUUGGCUGAAAUGUGCCAGUGCCAAACAGACGCAGCGCCGCCGCUGCUAUUGGUCGAAGGCGCUUCGAUGUCUCAGAUUCAUGACAUGAAGGCGGCACAAGAGGCGGAACAGAAAAAGGCGGCGACUCGAGACAAUCGAACAAUAGUAAACAUUGCGAAGCGAAACAAAUGGCUACAUGCACGAGAUACUGCAGCAAGAUCGGAAUACGGGUUCCAAGCACUCGAGCCGCUGCCACAAUUUGCGGACAAGGAAAAAGCACGAGCGCUUUUGCAGACGUUGGCCAAUGAUCGCGGCCUUUUGGCCGUCAUGGCUGAACAUAAAUGGAAUGUCGGUGUGUUGGCAGAGAUGCCGGCAACUGGAAAGGUCGGAGUGGACCCUGUGUGCGUGCUGGGAUUGAACCAGAACAAAGGACAGAAGAUCUUGCUGCGGCUGCGCACGGAUGAUUUGCUGGGCUUUCGCAAGUACCUGAGCAUCAAGAAAGUGUUGUUUCAUGAGCUCUCGCAUAUGGUAUAUUCGGAGCACGACAGCAACUUUUACCAGCUCAUGCGGCAAAUUGAAAAGGAGUGCAACGAGCUCGACUGGACAAGUUCAGGUGGUGCGGCCACUGGCGGGUCUCGGAUCAUGUCUUACGAUGAAGAGGAUUCUAGCGAAGGAUCUCAUAGUGGACAUCGCUUAGGUGGCUACGCUGCGGGAGCUAGUCGGCUACCGGAUAGCGCGCUUAUUGAACCAAAACCAGCGGUGUCGACCUCCGAGUCAAAACGCCAACUGCCAAAGCAAGCAAAGGUGCCAGCCAACAAGGAGCCAGGGACGCCUACCAUGGCGGUGGGCGGUGACGCGACGAAGGACGACACGGUAGCAACGGUGGGUGUCAACACGUCCCAACACACUGACAUACGAUCACAGCUUGCAGAACACGAGAAGACUAUCGAUGAAGAAGUUGCAACACUGGCCAUGAGCGAUCGGGAAAGACGCAUUCACGAUGCAGUGCGACGUCUCAGAGUCCAUUACAGCACUGACGCGGUCUCCAAUGCAGUCGCAUUGCUCCAUAAAAUCGUGUCCAACAUCGUGACACGUCCAGCGGAUGGCAAGUUUCGGUCCAUCCGAAAAGCAAAUCGGCUGUUCGACACGCAAGUCGCAAAGUUCCCCGAGUGUCUCGAGUUUCUACUAGCUCUGGGAUUCGAAGACCAGGCAGACAAGUUUGUGCUAGUGCGCGAAGACCCCGCACUGCUUUGGAUCGGUCUGUCUUCGCUCGAGGUACUGCUGUCAGAAGCAUGA